This is a messenger RNA of Coregonus clupeaformis (lake whitefish), 4398 nucleotides long. Its product is annotated as mitogen-activated protein kinase 14A. NCBI's taxonomy places the organism in Eukaryota, Metazoa, Chordata, Actinopteri, Salmoniformes, Salmonidae. Gene Ontology annotation, molecular function: MAP kinase activity; ATP binding. Gene Ontology annotation, biological process: protein phosphorylation; intracellular signal transduction. The record is from RefSeq and is a predicted model, not a curated record. Gene Ontology annotation, cellular component: nucleus; cytoplasm. The coding region runs from base 268 to 1353 and encodes 361 amino acids. The transcript has 12 exons.
CUGAACGCACCCAUGAACAAGAUCGGAAUCUGCAGAGAUGAGAAAUCAACCGUAGCUCAGUGUGUUUCGAAUCUGCUGUCCUCAUGUAGGGCAUAGGAUAAAGUUUGCACGGUUGCACUGUCCGGAUUGCGCGAGACCCAAUUCGUAUAUUGGUUGGGUCAACAAUAGUUAUCGUUGUAUUGCGUUUGAGGCACCACCAGCACCACUGCUACCACGCAAAGGAAGAAACCGAAGUUACGACGGCUUGUUUGUCUGCAUUCUGCAGGAAUGUCUCACAAGGAGAGACCCACUUUCUACCGACAGGAGCUCAACAAGACGAUAUGGGAGGUCCCGGAGCGGUACCAGACCCUGUCCCCGGUAGGCUCGGGAGCCUACGGAUCCGUCUGCUCGUCGUAUGACGUUAAGUCGGGGCUGAAGAUCGCAGUGAAGAAGCUGUCGAGACCGUUCCAGUCCAUCAUCCAUGCUAAGAGGACCUACAGAGAACUACGACUCCUCAAACACAUGAAACACGAGAACGUGAUUGGUCUGUUGGAUGUGUUCACGCCUGCCACCAGCCUAGAGGAGUUCAACGACGUGUACCUGGUGACCCACCUGAUGGGGGCGGACCUCAACAAUAUCGUCAAGUGUCAGAAACUGACGGACGACCACGUUCAGUUCCUCAUAUACCAGAUCCUCAGGGGUCUCAAGUAUAUCCAUUCAGCAGACAUCAUCCACAGAGAUCUGAAGCCCAGUAACUUGGCAGUGAAUGAGGACUGUGAACUCAAAAUCCUGGACUUUGGUUUGGCGAGACACACUGAUGAUGAGAUGACGGGUUAUGUAGCGACCAGGUGGUACCGCGCCCCAGAGAUCAUGCUUAACUGGAUGCACUACAACAUGACAGUUGACAUCUGGUCGGUGGGCUGCAUAAUGGCGGAGCUGCUAACCGGAAGGACGUUAUUCCCCGGCACCGACCAUAUUAACCAGCUGCAGCAGAUCAUGAGGCUGACAGGAACGCCCCCGGCCUCUGUCAUUAGCCGGAUGCCCAGCCAUGAGGCCAGAAACUACAUCAACUCCCUUCCCCAGAUGCCCAAGAGGAACUUUGCUGAAGUGUUCAUUGGCGCUAACCCACUAGCGGUGGAUCUGUUAGAGAAGAUGUUGGUUCUGGACACUGAUAAGCGGAUCACAGCGUCGGAGGCCCUGGCCCACCCCUACUUCUCCCAGUACCACGACCCAGACGAUGAGCCAGAGUCUGAGCCAUAUGACCAGAGUUUUGAGAGCCGUGAGCUGGAGAUAGAGGAGUGGAAAAGGUUGACCUAUGACGAGGUUUGCAGCUUCGAGCCCCUGCCGUUUGAUGGAGACGAGAUGGAGUCCUGAGGGAACUAGGGUGAAGUCAUUGCUAAUCUCACCUCCUUCUCUUACGGAAUUGUGUUGAGGAGGAAGUGGCAUGUAGACAUAGAUCUAAGGCCAGUUAUGAGUUUCCUCCCCUAAUGGUUUAGAUUAGGAUCUAGGGGUAGGGUGAGCUUAUCCUAGAUCAGAAUUUAGAGGCAACUUCCUCCCAGAGCACACAACCUUGUGUGAGGACUAUCAACUCUCCGGACUAUUUCACAAACAAACAAACAGGAAACCACGACAUUCAAGUGCCUGCCGUCGUUCAUUUCUGGGGUCACUCUCGGGUUAGAGAUCAAGGGUUAAAGGUGACUCGACCCCACCCUCCCGCUUGCUGUAUUAUAUUGUAUCGUCUAUGUUUUGGUCUCUGGGCCGAACCGGGGAAAUUACUUUGUAAUAUAUUAUCUACUGUUUGUGUGUUUAGAAUAUGUGUUAAGUUAGCUUCAGAUUUUCUCAUUAUAGCUCAGAUUUUAGCGUUCAAUAUGGCAAAAACAAUCAACCACCUGAUUUAAUUUAACAAACCACUGCUACCUUCCAACAGUUAUUUAUGAUUUUAGGUCGAUAGUUUAUAGCCAGAUGUUAUUUGACCUCCUUUUGGAUAGAAUUUGGUAGGAAACCCAACAGUGGUAAUGACCUCUGCUCUUCUAUGACAAACCUUAUGUCUCCACAGUCAAACUGUAUGCUGUUGUUAUGCCUGCCAGUGUUUUACAUGUGUAAAUAAGUAUGCACUCUUGUAAAUAAAUGAAACUGUGCACAAAUACUAAUACUGCCUGGAAGUCACUAUUAUAAUAGAGCACAUAGCUCCGCCCACCACCCCCUCACUGAUUAGAACACUGUCUAGUGAAAGGAACCGUUUAGGAAUGACUGGCAGGUUCCAUGCCCAAUCAGGUGGAUUCUUCUCAGAAUAGUGUCUCCUUUAUGAGAAUGAUGAUACAACCUUUUGAUGUCCAUGUUUAUCCUCUAAAUCAAUCACAGAAAGAGAGAGGGGAUAGAGGGCUAGGGAGUUUGUAUUUGCUUAUCCUGCCCCUUUUAACUUAUUUAAUCUAUUUUUUCUACCCAUCUCUCUCUGUUUCUUUUUCACUCCAUCUUUGUAUCAUUGAACACUUGUUACGCUGUCAUGUCCUCUGUUCUGUAUGUAGUCUGUUAGAAGUGAGGGGAGAGCUGUUAUGUCACUGUCACAAAAUGUUAUUUGAUAGAAUGUUGUAUUUAAAAUCCUCCAUCCCCAACCCCACAUCACAAGACCCAUGAUGAAAUCAAAAUGUGGUUUCCCUAGCGUCAAUAGUGUCUGCGCUAUGUAGGACUUCAAGGUUGAGUCGGAGAGAUUAGGUUCCAUUCGAUAGCUAUAGGCAUAGAGUACCACAGUAUGAGUCAUAAUACCCAUAAAACCUAGCGGUCAAAGGAAAAUGGUUCCAAUCAUUUCUCCACCAUUACUUUUUCCCAUAAGGGAUUUUAGAAACACUUAAAAUAAGGGCUGUGUUUCGUGUAGGCUUAACCUGGCAUGACGUUUUGAUAACUGUGUAAAUCUCCCUAGGACUUUUAAAUGGGUAUUAUACCAUCUCCACUGUGGGGCUCUAUAUGAUCCUAUAAUACAUAUAAUUGUAUGGUUAUAUGAAUCUAUAGGAAGUCCUGAUGAUAAAUCACUGGAUUCCCAGACCUGGUUAUUGAAUGUGAUUUCAAUCCUAUGUUCAAACGUAUUUUUAAAUAACUGUAUUUCCAUAGAUGUCUAUUCUAUUGAAUGUGUGGGUUGCUAGAACCCUUUCCUGUAUUUAAAAUGGCUUUAUUUUCCUCCAUUUGUACAUGAAGAGGAUGGUGUCAAGUUCAACACAGCUGUCAAAAGCAGUGUCUUCAUCUGAGUCUGUGUGUGUUUCUGAAAUGGCACCCUAUUCUGUAUAUAGUGCACUACUUUUGACUAGGGCCCUGGUCAAUAGUAGUGUACUAUAUCAGAAAUAGGGUGCCAUUUAGGACACACAAUGAUUCCCAUAGAGCUAUCAACCCAUUUCUCGCUUCUUAUUUAUGCAGGUACGGCACUCAAACCAGACAAUAUUAAGAAUCUCUUUCAGUUAUAUAAAAAAAGCAAUCCUUUCAUUAGGGCUUGCAUUAGGUUUAGGUUUCAAAAUGUUUUCUACUGCUUGAUGCCUACUGAACAUAGCCCUGUAUGACAUGAGUCUAUGGUGUUUCUGGGAGGCAGUGAGUGUUGUCUACUAGAGGGCUGGAUCACAUAGCAGGAUAAAUAAUACAAAUAAAUAAAUAGAUACAUUUUAUCGUCAAUUGCACACAAGGUCCAAACGAAACUUGACUUCUGCUUUUAACCCAACCCCUCUGAAUCGGGGAAGUGCAGGGGGCUGCUACAUUUGGCGCCCGGGGAGCUGUCACUAACAGAUAGGCUCUUGAUUAUCUGGUUCAUUUUAAAAAGCUACACUUUAACAAGAGAUUGUUGCGAGAGAAGUCAGUUCUACCAUGCCCAUUUUAAGACUAUCUUUACAUUUUAAAUAGGAAGAAGAAUGAUUUACAGUCCAUUUUCUUUAUCAGAGUAUAAAGGAAAGUUUACUGGCUGACCCAUUUGAUCCUGCUUUGUGAUAUAGCUUUCUUGUUUGUGGGUUUGUCUGUGUGUUUCCAUGUUUACAGCAGGGUUCUGAAGGGUAAUGUUGAGGCCUCACACAGUAUCUAGUUAUAUCACAAUAACAUAAUAGGUUAGGUUACAUGAUCAUAAUGUGUGCGCAUUGAGCGUGGGGAAAUGUGCGCAGCAAAUUAAAUAUUGUUUAUAGUCUCGUCCACCAGCUAACUCUCUCUGUCAAAGCAGUUAGCCAGGUGAUGAGGCUCAUAUAUAUAUAUAUAUAUAUUUGCUUAGACAAUGUGCGUUAAUCUUUACCUUUUGUUGUUUUGUUGAUGUUUCUUUGAUGCUUUCAUCACACAGACGAACAGACCAUCUUUAUUGUGUGUACUUUAUUAAUUCACCAUAUUCAGAACCAUGAGAGCAGGUAUUGGCCCCUUCAAAUACCACUGUUAGAAAAUAAAGGCUAUUAUUUUUCAGAA